This is a messenger RNA of Solea solea (common sole), 2691 nucleotides long. RefSeq names its product major facilitator superfamily domain containing 8 (gene mfsd8). The coding region runs from base 329 to 1852 and encodes 507 amino acids. The transcript has 12 exons. Gene Ontology annotation, cellular component: lysosomal membrane. Gene Ontology annotation, molecular function: transmembrane transporter activity. Lineage: Eukaryota; Metazoa; Chordata; Actinopteri; Pleuronectiformes; Soleidae. Gene Ontology annotation, biological process: transmembrane transport. The record is from RefSeq and is a predicted model, not a curated record.
GCUUAACAGGAAAUCGCUGUGUAUCUACUAGUAUCAUAGUCCAGUUAGCCGCCUAGCUUUCAAAUGGAGAUGUGUCGGUAUUGGAAGUCGCAUUGAAAUAUAGUGUGGAUUUAAAUAGGCUUUUAAUGUUUGAUAACAUGCUGAAAUGUUAUAUUAUGUUAAGUUGCUAACAUUGGUGUGCACUGUGAUAACGUUAGCGUGCACUGCAGCUAACUUCCCUGAGCUUUUCUGAACUGUUGGAGCUCGUUGUGUCGUGUCGACAUGGCGACAUAAACAAAACUGUCCAGCUUCAAAACUUAUCUGCACUGAGUUGCGGAUUUGAGUCAGAAUGUCCCGACUUAUUGACUCUGACGAGGCCACUCCAUUGCUCAGGGACGAUGCAAGCAGCGAUGACUCUCAGGAUGAAGAUUACAAGAGCCGAUGGAGGUCAAUCCGAAUCAUGUACUUCACCAUGUUUCUCAGCAGUGUAGGUUUCACUAUCGUCAUCACAUCACUGUGGCCAUAUUUGCACAAGAUCGAUGAUGGAGCCAAUGCCACUUUCCUGGGAUGGGUGGUGGCAGCCUACAGCCUCUGUCAGAUGGUGGCCUCUCCCAUUUUUGGCCUGUGGUCUAAUCACCGGCCACACAGGGAGCCUUUGGUGUGCUCCAUCUUCAUAAACCUGUCGGCCAACAUCUACUACGCCUAUGCAUAUCUGCCUAAGACCAAUAACAAGUUCCAUGUCCUCUUCGCCAGAGCCUUGGUUGGAUUUGGAGCAGGCAAUGUUGCGGUGGCAAGGUCUUUUGUUGCUGGAGCGACAUCACUGAAGGAGAGAACUAAUGCUAUGGCAAACAUGAGUGCCUGUCAGGCCCUGGGUUUUAUCCUGGGACCAGCUCUUCAAGCAUGCCUGUCAUUCGUCGGUGAGCGUGGUGUCACAGUGAAAUUCAUAGACCUGGAGCUCAACAUGUACACUGCUCCUGCGUUACUGGCUGUGGCUUUUGGCAUCAUCAACAUCCUGCUGGUCCUGUUGGUGCUGAGAGAGCACCGUGUUGACGACCAUGGGAGACACAUACAAGCCAUUAACUACACAUCGGAAGAUAGAGUUGAUAUUAGUGAAGAAACAGAGGAAGCCAUUGACAGUGUUGCAGUCCUGACCUCCAAUGUCCUCUUCUUCAUCGUCAUGUUCAUCUUUGCCAUCUUUGAGACAAUUUCCACACCAUUGUCCAUGGACAUGUUCGCCUGGACAAGGAAAGAAGCUGUUUUAUACAACGGUUUGAUCAUCUGUUUCAUUGGAUUCGAAUCCAUCCUUGUGUUUCUGGUUGUAAAAGUGGCUUCUCAAAGGGUUGGGGAUCGUCCUGUGUUGCUAGCAGGCCUUGCCAUUAUCUUCUGUGGCUUCUUCAUUCUGCUUCCAUGGGGGAAUCAUUACCCCAAAAUCCAGUGGGCUGACCUUAAAAAUAACUCAUUGGUCAGUCAAAAUUUUGCCGUUAAUGCAUCCAACAGCACUGUGGAGCCAACAGGCUGCCCGUUUGAACAGACCUGGUGCCAGUAUACACCUGCAAUACACCUAGCCCAGUAUAUCACAUCUGAUGUUCUGAUUGGGAUGGGAUACCCAGCCUGCAAUGUGAUGUCCUAUACACUGUAUUCCAAAAUUGUUGGACCCAGGCCUCAGGGUGUGUACAUGGGUUUGUUGACAGCCUCUGGCAGCGGCGCACGGACAUUUGGCCCCAUUUUUGUCUCUCAGGUUUAUACCAUCCUGGGACCUCGUUGGGCCUUUAGCAUCAUCUGUGGGAUUGUGGUAGGGGCCAUCAUCCUCCUGAGCACCGUUUACCACAGACUCAUCGCGUUUUCUGUACGCCAUGGACAAACUAUACAAUAACGUGCGAUUGGACAGACUGACCACAAAACUUCCUGGCUAUAAUUCCGCCUUUUUGUUGCUCACUUUACAGCGAGGCUACUGAUGAGCCCAUGAGAGUUUGUGACUCUGGGUUGACCUUUGAACUCUAAUGCGACAAGGUUAUUCCUCAUGACUUGACCAAAGAUGGCUGCUACGAUUUGAGUUCUAAGGGAGCUAGAAGUUCACCUGCACUUGUGGAAAAAAGCCACAUGACACACAUGCAGCAGGGUGAGGUGAGGGCAUAAACAAGAGGACCGCUUAAAAACAAUGAGUGAAUUAUUAUUUUUAUUUUUUUAAAUGUAUGAAUCAACAAAUACGGUUUUACUUUAACUCGUGAAAUAUUUGGAAUUUAACACAGGCACAUGGACCUAAUGAAUGGUACUUGAUUAUUUAAAUAUUACUGACACUAAAUAUGCUCACUAUUAUGAUUUAGUGCAGAAUGGUUGUUUAUUGUGCAAUGACUUUAGUUGUGCAAGAAAUGUUUUCUUGAGAGAGAGAACAAUUAUAUUUGGGGAUUUAUUGUAACAUUUCCAAUUAAAAAAAAUAAAUCCAUAUUGAAUGAUUUUCCAUGCUCUGUUAAAGGCUUCUCUUGCAGUUCUUGUCUUACUUACACCUACAGGCUCAGUGUCACUUUGUAUUGUCAUUUUCAUUUUUGAUCAGCCUGAUCAAGUGAGAAAAGGCUUUUUCAUCCCUUGUGCAGGAUAAAUGAUGAUGCAUAACAUUUUAAAUAAAUUAUGGGGAAUAUUUUAAUGUUUAAGCAGCACAUAAUCUGGAAAAUUCACUAAAGAGAUAUUUAAAGAAUAAAGAAAUUACAUUGGAAA